AUGGAGGAUGAGAUGUCGAAUCGCCGAGUGUCGAGUCGGACUCGUAAGGUUGCUACGAAGAUGGCGGCAGCUCUUACGAGCACCGACAAUCGAACACAGGCCGCUAUAGCUCGGCUUGAAGCUUUAGAGAAUGACAAUGGAGCCAUCGAGGUGGUGGAUAUGAACGAUGAUGAAGAAGCUUCUCUCGAUGAAGACGAUGAUCUCGGAUACGCACAGAAGAAGCAACACAAGGGAUCAAAGCGUAAAACUCGACAAGCAAAAGCUUUGGAGGCUCGUAAAGCUCCUAAAUCCUUCACUGAGCUCUUGCAAGAGGCAAAUCUGGAAUCUUUGCCGUCGCAUGUGCCCACUUACUUGAAAGCAGCUGUUGGACCUCCGACUUCGUCUUCUCGUCGACAUUUCUGCACAGUCUGUGGAUACAUUGCAGGCUACAAUUGCUGCUUAUGUGGGAUGCGCUUUUGUUCUAUUCGUUGCCAUGAUUGA
Molecule: messenger RNA, 480 nt
Organism: Microthlaspi erraticum
Lineage: Eukaryota; Viridiplantae; Streptophyta; Magnoliopsida; Brassicales; Brassicaceae
Source: the annotation of a GenBank genome assembly